UGCUACUGUGCUGUUCGACGUAAGAAUACUUUUUGCGAAAAAUUUACCAUGCCACCUAAGGCUAGCGGUAAGGCGGUGAAAAAGGCCGGAAAGGCCCAGAAGAACAUCAGCAAAACCGAUAAGAAGAAGAAAAGGAAGAGGAAGGAAAGUUAUGCGAUCUACAUCUACAAGGUGUUGAAGCAAGUUCACCCUGACACUGGAAUCUCCAGUAAGGCUAUGAGCAUCAUGAACAGUUUUGUUAAUGAUGUUUUUGAGCGCAUUGCGGCGGAAGCGUCACGAUUGGCUCAUUACAACAAACGCUCCACGAUUACAUCUCGGGAGAUUCAGACUGCUGUGAGGCUCCUUCUGCCCGGCGAAUUGGCGAAGCACGCUGUCAGUGAAGGAACAAAGGCGGUCACCAAAUACACUAGCUCGAAGUAAAUUACUACAAAAAAACGGCCCUUUUCAGGGCCACCAAUAUUUAUAACGUUUGAUACUCUUGUAUCGU
Messenger RNA from Linepithema humile (Argentine ant), 487 nucleotides. Its product is annotated as histone H2B. The record is from RefSeq and is a predicted model, not a curated record. Gene Ontology annotation, cellular component: nucleosome. Lineage: Eukaryota; Metazoa; Arthropoda; Insecta; Hymenoptera; Formicidae. Gene Ontology annotation, molecular function: DNA binding; protein heterodimerization activity; structural constituent of chromatin.